GACGAAUGUUGUUGAUUGCUGUGGUGGGUGCACUGGUUAUCGCCACGGCAGGUCAUCUCCGCAUGCCAACCAGGCCUACUACAUGCUGCAGGAAAGUUUCUAAUGCUUUAAUCCAAAACAUCAAGGAGUAUAAAGAGCAGGAAGCAGACGAUCCAUGCCUCCACGCCAUCAUCUUUACCACAGAGGAUAAGAAGAAGUUCUGCAGUAACCCAAAGUUACCAUGGGUGAAAGAACAGAUAAAAGAGCUGGAACAAAAAAAACUCAAGAAUUAACAAAGAGCUAUCCUGGAGUAGAACCAACCUACAGUGGAAUCAGGAUGCUGUUUUAUUCUACAAAAGCUAAUAUAUUUACUCUCUAAGCUUUAAAAAUCCCACUGACGAAUAAGCUUUACACAGGAAAACUGCACAGUUUUUACUACUGAAAGGUUUUAGGAUCACAUCCAUUGCACUUACCAUGGGUGGGACAUUUUGAUAUAAAUACAGAACUGAAUUGAUUUCAUAACCUUUUUUUAAUUCUUUACUUUUCUGUCUGUGUUGCAGCUGUGAACAUUAAAACA
Sardina pilchardus (European sardine) is the source of this 556-nucleotide messenger RNA. Its product is annotated as eotaxin-like. The record is from RefSeq and is a predicted model, not a curated record. Gene Ontology annotation, cellular component: extracellular region. Lineage: Eukaryota; Metazoa; Chordata; Actinopteri; Clupeiformes; Clupeidae. Gene Ontology annotation, molecular function: chemokine activity. Gene Ontology annotation, biological process: immune response. The transcript is spliced from 4 exons. The coding region runs from base 6 to 272 and encodes 88 amino acids.